Messenger RNA from Solanum tuberosum (potato), 1251 nucleotides. RefSeq names its product benzoate carboxyl methyltransferase-like. Bases 1 to 1251 code for a protein of 416 amino acids. The transcript has 5 exons. Gene Ontology annotation, molecular function: methyltransferase activity. NCBI's taxonomy places the organism in Eukaryota, Viridiplantae, Streptophyta, Magnoliopsida, Solanales, Solanaceae. The record is from RefSeq and is a predicted model, not a curated record.
AUGGUACUCGAAAAAAGUCUACCAAUGACUGCAGGAGAUUCAGAAUGCAGUUAUGCCAAUAAUUCAAUCCUUCAGAGAAGGGUUAUAGUAAAGUCAAAACUUUUAUUAGAAGAAAGUGUAAAAAAUAUGUUGAAGAAUGGUAUUUUUCCAAAGUGUUUGAGAGUAGCAGAUCUGGGUUGUUCUUCAGGAGGAAAUACACUUUUAUGUAUGAGCAAUGUGAUUGAUACAGUUCAUAAUAUGUGCAAAGAGAACAAGUAUGAAUCACCAGAAUUUCAAGUGUAUUUGAAUGGUCUGCCAGAUAAUGAUUUCAAUACUGUCUUCAAAUCAAUUCCAUCAUUUCUUGAAAAAUAUGGGAAUUGUUACAUAGCAGGAGUUGCUGGUUCUUUUUAUCAAAGGCUUUUUCCUACAAACACCUUGAACUUUGUUCAUUCUUCUUAUAGUCUCCAUUGGCUCUCUCAGGUUCCAAAAGGGUUGGAGUGUAACAAAAAAAGUAUACUCAUAUCAGAAUCAAGUCCUCCACUAGUAGUGCAAGCAUAUUCCAAUCAAUUCAACAGGGAUUUUUCAAGCUUUCUACGCUUUCGUUCUCAAGAAGUAAUGAGUGGAGGGCAUAUGGUCCUUGUGUAUGUUGGCAGGAGCAAUCCAGAUCCAAGAAGCUAUGAUUCUUGCUGUUUGAUGGAUUUACUAGCAAACUCACUUCUUCAUUUAGCAGCCCAGGGCAAGAUCAAAGAGGAUAAAAUUGAUUCAUUUAACAUUCCUUCUUAUGCACCAUAUCAAGAAGAGAUAAAGAAGAUCGUACAAAUGGAAGGAUCAUUUAGUCUUGAAAAACUUGAAACAUUUGAGACUGAUAUGACUGCCAUUGACAAACCUUUUGAGGAUAUUGCCAACUUAGUAGUUAAGACUAUAAGAGCUGUUACUGAGUUUUCAGCUUUUUGGCUCAAUAGUCUACUCGGCGGGAUAAGUCGUGCUUCACCUAGUGGUUCAGCGAUCCUCCGUUUGGUCACUUUCAUCGCCAUUUUGCAUUGGUUCUCAACAUCACAAAUUCUGAAACUUUGGGCGAUCCCUUGUGUUACGCGGACUCGAUUGGCGAUUCACCGAAUGUUCAUUUCUGUCGCUGAUUUGGUUUCUUUUCCCUGGCACACUGGAACAUUAAGCGAGAUGAAGAGCCACUCGGCGGUUCGCCAAGUGGUCUUCGCGAUCUCCAGGAUCUCCUUUUCUCCACUGCUUCAGCUUGUUUUGCUCCUUUUUACCUAG